Messenger RNA from Psilocybe cubensis, 468 nucleotides. RefSeq lists its product as uncharacterized. NCBI's taxonomy places the organism in Eukaryota, Fungi, Basidiomycota, Agaricomycetes, Agaricales, Agrocybaceae. The record is from RefSeq and is a predicted model, not a curated record. The transcript has 6 exons. Bases 1 to 468 code for a protein of 155 amino acids.
AUGAUCGCCUACAUUUUGGUUGCAGUUUCUGAAACAGCGGUCGUUCUUCUUACGAUCUACAAAGGUUACAGGCACAUGCUCAAUACCCGAAAGUCCUGGGUGAAACACGUUUACCGACACGUCAUCACUAUGGCCAACGUUAUAAUCCCAAUUUAUGCUUCGGAACCUAAAUACAAGAAUUACCUCGUCGUGCCACAGCGUGUCUUCCAUUCAAUAUUCUGCAACCGCGUCGUGCUCCUCAUCGAAGGGCAAGUCACUCGCAGGAGACUGAUGGCCGCACACCUCUCGCGUGCACGGACCGUAUCCAAGUCUAAUUACACCGCCAACAUCAUGGAGAUGGAGACGAACAUCGAAGGUACACGCUACACCACGCACGGGGGCCCGGACCUGGACAUGGACAUGGACCUAGACGACGACACGCAGAUAAUGGAAAUGUCCACAUAUCACCACCAAGACUGGACGAUGUAG